GUAAAAGUUGAAACUCUAAGAAUUUCAUUUUCUGUUUAUAUGCAGGUGUGUUGAGUUCAGAUUAUAAAAGUGUUGUUACUUACUCAACGAGAAACUCCUAAGAAAAACCGAAAAUAUGGAAGAGGCAAACAAGGGUUUGGCGAAAUUGAACAAAGGCUCAGACAAAAAUGAAGAGGCAAUGAUCAAAACACUCGAUCAAGCAAACUGGGACCAAUUUAUUGCUCCUGCUCCCAUGUCAAUUGCUCUCUUGGGACAACUCAUCCUUAUCUCUGCUGAAACAGACUUUUCCCUGCAAGACAAGAGCAAAGAAGUGUCCUUCAAGCAUCUCAAAUAUCCAGAUUCUUUUCGGGCGUGUUUAAUGCAGGUAAGCAAUGGUGGUUACAAGGCGUUUAAUAAAGCCCACACUAACAUGGAUCAAAUACGUUUAUACUCUGGUAACGUCGAUGGUCAUGUUAAGACAGCCAUGAAAAUCUUGCUUGGAGGAACUCCUGGUGAGGUGGAGUUAAUGUUACCUGAUACUCUACAUGCCAUUGAAAACAUCGCUGAUGAAUGUGUGCAGUUGUCUACUGAGGCUGAAGCUGAGUUUCAGAAAGUUAUGGAGUUGAUUUGUGAGCUUCUAGAGGCUUGCACAAGAGCUAAGGGACAAUACGAAAAAGAUUUAAGAGAAACUCAGAUAGCGAUUGAAGUUCUCAAUAAGAACAAAGAAAGUAUUGAAUCAAGAAAAGAAGAAGCCGAAAAGAAAAAAAAUAAAAUGAUUAAACAAAUGCAGAAUGCCGAGAAAGAUUUCAAGAAAGCCAUGGAUUCUAUGCCUUCAACAGGUGACAUGAUACAAUUGGCUUUUGUUGGUAUGGUAACAGAUGUUGCCAGAAAUCUGUCGAGCUUGGUAUCUUUUGGCAGAAAUAGUUCAUCAACAGGAUCAUCGAAGCAAAAGGAUAAAGGAAACACGAACGCUGCAACAAACUUCGAGAAUGAAUCAAGCAAAUUGAAGAUUUUGAAGAAGAUGCCAGACAUUAAUUGUCAUAUUGAAGCCAUCAACAAGUUACUUGUUAUGAAAAAGGAUAAAGAUGGCAACAGGAAAUUAGAUCUUAAGAAAAUUAAAGGUGGUUCUAUUCUGGAAAAAAUAAGACAAGAACUCGUGCUCAAACAGAAAAAUCUGCCAGAAAAUGGAGAUGCGAAGCUGCGAUCUGAAGUUAACGACAUCUUGGACAAUGGCGUUCAAAUCUGUCAGGAGCUUGGUGAAUUGGUGUGUAUGAUGAAUAUCGACGACGAUCAAGUGGAAAAUUUGAUCGACAGAGCAAAGGAAUUGUCCUUUAAGGCUGGAAGUUUAAAAAUGGCUUAUGAUGUUGCUCAAGGAGCCAGCCCAAUAGUGAACAACCCACCACACAUGGAAAAAGUAGCUCAACAACAAGGAAGUGACGGUGGCGGUGACAUGGUCAAUUCUGCUGUACAAUCGGCAAGAUAUAAAACAGAAACAGCAAAGGCAGUAUUGCACGAAUCCCAAGAAAGAUACGACAAGUCAUGUGAAGAACUUGACCAGCAGAUGAAGGAAUAUGGAAAUGUAUUAGCAGACCUGGCUAAACAAGAUAUGAGAAAGAUUGAUUUCGAAAGCAUACGAAAGAUUUUGAUUCAAGGUAUGAAGGCACUUUCUGAGCUGCAAGAGAAAUGGGGAAAGCUUGUGCAGUUUUUUCAAAUGCUUUCGAAUCUUGUAAAAUGUUCACUUGAAUCUUCUUUGAAAAGUUUUGCCAGCACGACUCGUAAUAGAGCUAUGCUAGGUGAAAAAGGUGAAAUCAUGUCCAAGGCAAUGAGGGAUGUACUUUUUGAGCAAGCAUUUGAAGCAAACAAGAUUGCUUAUGUGGUGAACAGCAUUUCUGAUGCAUACUACAACAUAUCACAGGCGCAUCUGAUGCCUCAAGUCACGUGCCUUGGUAGCUUGGUUGCCCUGGACCCGAAAACAGAACGAAGGGAGAUGGAUUUGAAACGAGAAGAACUUAACGAUGGCUGCGAGAAGGCACAAAAUGCUAUCACAAGAAUAGCAAGAGAAAAAAAAAGGGAAAUUGAUCAGAUUUUCGAAAGAAGAAUUAAGAAAAUCCAAGAUGAAGUGGAAGCAUUGAUGCCUCCAUUAGCGGAGGAGAAAAUUCUUGAAAUAAAAGAGAAGGCGAAGGCAACAGUAGAUCUUGGAAAGAACGCAAUUGAAGAGGAUGUUGAUUAUUACAGUUAAACUUACAGCUGAACGAUUUUUAGUCAAGAUCUAAUUUGUUAAAUUUGUGCAAACUAAGACAACGAUAUUUUACUUUAAUUUAAUUUGUGCUCGUGAUUAUGCAAUUAUUAUACAAGACUUGUCAAAUUUUUUCCUCCAAGAGAGAAAAUUACAAAAUUUUUGGGUUUGCUUCUUUUUUUUUGCUAAAAUUAAUCAGUUAUUUCUACGUCAUUAAUUGAACUACUACAACUUUGAAAUAAAGAAAUAUACGUCGUGUGUAA
Molecule: messenger RNA, 2478 nt
Organism: Xenia sp. Carnegie-2017
Lineage: Eukaryota; Metazoa; Cnidaria; Anthozoa; Malacalcyonacea; Xeniidae
Exons: 5
Coding region: 116-2218 (700 amino acids)
Source: RefSeq, a predicted model, not a curated record